AUCGCGUAGCUGAUCUGAACGCAGUCAUUCCACAGCCACAUAUAAUUCAACUUUCCUCCUGACCACACCGAUCUCCUCCUACUUCUCUAAUCCACACAAUCAUGUCGUCCGGCGUUGGUGUCAACCCUGAGUGCAUCGAGGUCUUCCAAGCCCUCAAGCUCAACAAAAAACACAAAUACAUCAUUUACAAGCUCAACGCCACCAACACCGAAAUUGUGGUCGACAAGACGUCCGAUGCUCAGGAUUACGACACCUUCACUGCCGAUCUCCCGGAAACUAGCCCACGAUGGGCCGUGUACGACUUCGCUUUUGAGAAGGAAGGAGCGGGGAAGAGGCAUAAGAUCACUUUUUACUCUUGGUCACCCGAUGACGCAAAGAUCAAAGAGAAGAUGUUGUACGCGUCCUCUCGUGAUGCCUUGAGACGCGCGCUUGUGGGUAUCGCUGUAGAGAUCCAAGGAAGUGAUUUUAGCGAAGUCGCCUACGAGACUGUACUCGAGAAGGCAUCCAAGGGAAAUUGAGCUUUUUCUUGUACCUGUAACGGAUACGCACUUAAUCUACUUUUCAUCCUCGUCAUAACGCUACACAGCGCUUUCUGCGCUCAUAACACCCAUACAUAUUUACGAAGAGGAGAAUUCAAAUUGU
This is a messenger RNA of Laccaria bicolor S238N-H82, 642 nucleotides long. RefSeq names its product actin depolymerizing factor. Gene Ontology annotation, molecular function: actin filament binding. The record is from RefSeq and is a predicted model, not a curated record. Gene Ontology annotation, biological process: actin filament severing; actin filament depolymerization; cell motility. The coding region runs from base 102 to 518 and encodes 138 amino acids. Gene Ontology annotation, cellular component: cytoplasm; actin cortical patch; actin cytoskeleton. Lineage: Eukaryota; Fungi; Basidiomycota; Agaricomycetes; Agaricales; Hydnangiaceae. The transcript has 4 exons.